Molecule: messenger RNA, 3133 nt
Organism: Octopus sinensis (East Asian common octopus)
Lineage: Eukaryota; Metazoa; Mollusca; Cephalopoda; Octopoda; Octopodidae
Product: atrial natriuretic peptide-converting enzyme-like
Exons: 20
Coding region: 433-3126 (897 amino acids)
Biological process (GO): proteolysis
Cellular component (GO): plasma membrane
Molecular function (GO): serine-type endopeptidase activity; protein binding
Source: RefSeq, a predicted model, not a curated record
ACACACACACACACCUUCAGAAAAAAGCCACUUAAAUUUAAAUACAGUCGUUUUCUUGCCUCAGGGUCUCACGUAUACCGUAUCAUCUCACUCUCUUGUUUCUGCCGAUGCUAUAAUGGCCACUGCUCUUCCAGAGCUGGUUGUAAUUGCACCACCUCCACUCAAGUACACUUAACUCGCUGAACCUACCUACACUUGUCACUCACGUUGAGUGCAAUCUUCUAAGACCACCAGUAAUCAUUACUCUCAGUCCUUCUUCAACACAAUAUCGUCCUUCUGGAAUUCCGUGACAGCGCAUGUCUGUCCUACAGUCAACGUGUAACAAUUUAAACAGAAUGUUCACAGUUUCACUGUCAACGGUGAGGUUAACCCGCGAGACAACGGCAGCCUCAGGCUCUUCAUCAAGAUCAAACUAAUAAGAAAAAGGAAAACAUGCCAACUACAAAGACCAAAACAAGGAAAAAUCGACGUCGCUGGAUACUUAUUUGUGUAGCUCUCAUUGUCUUGUUCAUUGUUGUCUUCAUCCCAGUCUAUAAUUUAACAUCAAGUUCCAAAGUAUUAGCGCCAUCUCAUUUGAACACCAGUUAUUCUGGAACCAAAGUAACAACAUUCCCAUCAAAUUACAGCAUACAGUCAUCAACACCUACGAAUGGAGUUCAACACAGCAAGAAUUUGUACCAAACAACUUCUAUACAUACAAAUACAAUCACACCUAUUGUUUCUGCAUCAACUCCAAACAGUUACCACCCAACAAUUUCUCCAACAAGACAGACUCCUAACAUCUCUCCUGUGAAGACCCUUCCCACAUAUAAUCAUUCAAUGAAUGCCUCUGAAAGAUCGGUUUUCCAUAAAGCAUGUACACUAAACAAACCACAGUUUCAGUGUAUCAAAGAUGGUGUCUGUAUAGAUAUUGAGUACAGAUGUGAUGAAGUUGUACAGUGUGAUGAUUUCAGUGAUGAAAUUAACUGUGAAUGUGAUUUCCAGAAGCAGUUCCGAUGUGGAAAUGGAAUCUGUAUGUCCCACAAACAUUGGUGCAACAAUGUUAGAGAUUGUUCUGAUGGUUCUGAUGAAUUGCCAGGAUGUCAAUGUCUUGGUACCCAGUUCCAUUGUAAACUGUCUGGAGAAUGUAUUCCUGGAGAAUCUUACUGUGAUGGUCAUGCUCUAUGUCAAGAUCUCACUGAUGAACCACACAAUUGUACAUGCAACCCCAAAUGGCACAUAGAAUGUGCCAACCAUAGAUGUCUUCCAAAGUCUUUCAAAUGUGAUGGAAUUAAUCAAUGUGGAGAUUUCAGUGAUGAAGUAAAUUGCACUUGUUUUGGCAGUGAUUACAAAUGUAAGAAUGGGAUGUGUCUUCCUAUAAUGAAGGUCUGUAAUGGUCAACCAGACUGUGCUGAUGGUGAUGACGAAUCAAGUGACUGCACUUGCCGAGAAGGUCAGUUUCGCUGUAACAGUGGACAGUGUGUCCUUUCAACUGAUCGAUGUAAUGGACUACAGAACUGCCUUGACCAAUCAGAUGAAAUGAAUUGCGAUUGCAAAGGGUUCCAAUGCGAUUCAGGACUGUGUCUCUGGGGUCCACAUUAUCGAUGUAAUGAAAUUGUGGAUUGCAAAGAUCUUUCUGAUGAAAUGAAUUGCCAUCAGAAACCCCGUCACCGACGCUGUCGGAAUGGCAUACAAGUCAAGUUAUCUCAAUGGUGCGAUGGUCAAGAUAAUUGUUUUGACAAUAGUGAUGAAGAAAACUGCCAUUGUAUACAUAAUCGGGAGAUUCAGUGUGGGAAUCACAAUCCUUCAAUUUGUAUCCCUAGGACAUGGGAAUGUGAUGGGUUCCCUGACUGCCCAAAUGGCACUGAUGAAAUGUAUUGUGAAAGUGCAGCAUGUCGUGCUGGAGAAUUCCGUUGCCAUACAGGAACUGCCUGUGUCAGUUAUUCUUCUCUUUGUGAUGGAGUAACAGACUGCAAUGAUAAUUCUGAUGAAGAAAAUUGUGUGAAAUUAAUGGACCACUCUAGUGAUUCUUCAAAUACCAGUCAUGUUUGGGUAACUUAUGAGAACAAGGGCAUGUUGAUUUGCUGCACAAAAUGGUCUGGAAAUCUUAGCAAUGACCUCUGCGGUUUGCUAGGUUACAGCAACACAGGAGCACAAAUGACUUGUGAUGUUAGCAAUUCUAAAAAAACGGAUAAGUAUCUACGUUUAAAAAGAUGGACAUCAUCAAUUGAUGAUGUUACACCGAAAUCGUUGCUGGACAACUUCAAAAUUGAUAAUUCCUGUACACCACAUGGAACUCUUAAACUUCUGUGCCCCAAAAAAGUAUGUGGCAAGAGACCAUAUUUUGAUGACAGGGUGCAGUUAGAACCUUAUUUAAUUGGUGCUGAUAUUGCAAAAACAGGAGAAUGGCCCUGGAUGGCUUCACUUCGAAGACUUGGUGAGAUGUCUUGUAGUGCUGCUUUGUUGAAUCAACAAUGGCUUAUUACAGCUGGACAUUGUAUCUCCAAAAAUUUGAAAUUGCCAUUUCAUGUCGAUGUGACUCUUGGUUCCACAAAGCAAGGAAUGGUUAUUCCACUGAACGGAAUCCGUCGACGGGCCAUCAAAGUCAUCACUCACCCGUUGCUAAAAGACGAUGAUGUCCAUACUCUGCAUUAUGACAUAGGGCUUAUUAAAAUGGAAAAACCUAUCCCAUAUACCCCAACCAUUCAACCCAUUUGUCUACCUCCAUCUCCAACGGUAUGGCGCAGAAUUUUAAACCAUCGUAACUCCACAUGUCACCUCGCAGGCUGGGGAGCCAUCACUCAAGGUUCUCAUAUGGCCGUCCGAAAACUUCGAACGCUGAAGAUGCACAUCUGGAGUGAUGCUAUUUGUUCCAAAAUCAAUGAUAUUCAAUCACUGAAUAUCAAUAUGAAUUCUACAUUCUGUGCCGGCUAUCGCUCAAUUUUAAAAUCUGGUUGUAAAGGUGACAGUGGCAGUCCCUUAAGUUGUCAAGACAGAGAUGGAAGAUGGUAUCUGAUUGGAAUUAUGAGCGCUGGAAACCGAGAUUGUCGGCCCACGAGAGGCACACGAACUUUAGUUAACUUUUUCACAAGAGUGGACUCAGUGAUGCAGUGGAUCCAGAAAACAAUUGGAGAAGAAUGGACUUGAUCCCUUA